CACAAAUCACUUAAAAUAUUUGAUUGAAUACACCCCUAAGUACCAGAAAUGAUUUCAACUUCACUUCUAAAUCAUUUCUCUAUAUAUAUAAGUCUCUUCGAAAUGAUUCACCAACACCAAACAAAAAUAACCAAAAAGAAAACAAAACCCCAAAAAAUUCUAAAUACAUUUAACAUGAAGACAACAAAAGAGCUAAGACGCAUGUUUUGCUUUAUCAUCUUCUUCUCAUUCUUCUCCUUCAUCACAAAGAACAUGGCAUAUCCUCUCUCUACAAACUCUCGUUGGAUCAUCGACGAAAAAGGGCAAAGAGUGAAGCUGGCGUGUGUGAAUUGGCCAUCACAUUUGCAGCCUGUGGUGGCGGAAGGGCUGAGCAAGCAGAGUGUAGAUGACUUGGCCAAGAAGAUAAUGGCAAUGGGUUUCAACUGUGUUAGGUUUACUUGGCCACUUGAUCUAGCUACAAAUGAGACGUUGGCUAAUAAUGUUACUGUGAGACAAUCUUUUCAAAGUCUUGGUCUUAAUGAUGACAUUUCUGGUUUCGAAACAAAGAACCCAUCCAUGAUUGAUCUUCCCCUCAUUGAAGCUUACAAGAAGGUGGUAGCUAAGUUGGGAAACAAUAAUGUGAUGGUGAUAUUAGACAACCACGUGACCAAGCCAGGGUGGUGUUGUGGCUACAACGACGGCAACGGUUUCUUUGGUGACACUUUCUUUGACCCUACUACGUGGAUCGCCGGUCUGACCAAGAUAGCCAUGACUUUCAAAGGUGCCACUAAUGUCGUUGGCAUGAGCCUCAGAAACGAACUUAGAGGACCAAAACAAAACGUCGAUGAUUGGUUCAAGUACAUGCAACAAGGGGCCGAAGCAGUUCACGAAGCAAACCCUAAUGUACUUGUAAUCCUUUCUGGCCUCAGCUACGACACCGACCUCUCAUUUGUCCGAUCACGACACGUAAACCUAACUUUCACUAGAAAACUCGUGUUUGAGCUCCAUCGGUACUCUUUCACCAACACAAACACAUGGAGUUCCAAAAACCCUAACGAGGCAUGCGGUGAGAUUCUGAAAAGCAUCGAGAACGGGGGCGGUUUCAAUCUCCGUGACUUCCCGGUGUUUCUUAGCGAGUUUGGAAUCGACUUGAGAGGCAAAAAUGUUAACGAUAAUCGCUACAUUGGAUGUAUAUUAGGUUGGGCCGCGGAAAAUGACGUAGAUUGGUCGAUUUGGACUCUUCAAGGAAGUUACUAUCUCAGAGAAGGUGUGGUCGGAAUGAGUGAGUUUUACGGUAUCUUGGAUUCGGAUUGGGUUCGUGUUCGAAGCCAAAGUUUCUUGCAAAGAUUGUCUCUGAUUCUAUCCCCGCUUCAAGGACCAGGCUCUCAAUCCAAAGUCUACAAUCUUGUUUUCCACCCGUUAACCGGACUUUGCAUGCUACAAAGUAUCUUAGAUCCAACCAAGGUCACUCUCGGUCUAUGUAAUGAAUCUCAACCAUGGAGCUACACUCCUCAGAACACCCUGACACUCAAAGACAAGUCCCUAUGCUUAGAGAGCACCGGGCCGAAUGCGCCGGUUAAGCUCAGUGAAACGAGUUGCUCGAGCCCUAAUUUGUCAGAAUGGGAGACCAUCUCAGCCUCUAAUAUGCUCUUAGCUGCUAAAUCAACCAAUAACUCACUUUGCCUUGACGUGGAUGAAACAAAUAACCUCAUGGCUAGUAACUGCAAGUGUGUGAAGGGCGAAGACAGCUCGUGUGAUCCGAUAAGCCAGUGGUUCAAGAUUGUUAAAGUUAGUAAAUAAUGAGGUUUAAAUUAAUAUAGAUUAUUCAUCUCAUAUUUAAAUAACGGUUAAGAAACUCAUUCUACUAUAUUAUUUGGAAAGUACAUUUUAAAUAUAACCUUAUUUUUUGUAAGUAAUUACAUAGGUAUGCCAUUAGAAAUAAAAUUUU
This is a messenger RNA of Arabidopsis thaliana (thale cress), 1927 nucleotides long. Its product is annotated as Cellulase (glycosyl hydrolase family 5) protein. The transcript has 4 exons. Gene Ontology annotation, biological process: polysaccharide catabolic process. Lineage: Eukaryota; Viridiplantae; Streptophyta; Magnoliopsida; Brassicales; Brassicaceae. The record is from RefSeq and is marked reviewed. The coding region runs from base 49 to 1779 and encodes 576 amino acids. Gene Ontology annotation, molecular function: carbohydrate binding; hydrolase activity, hydrolyzing O-glycosyl compounds.